Quercus lobata is the source of this 587-nucleotide messenger RNA. Its product is annotated as cold and drought-regulated protein CORA-like. Bases 49 to 402 code for a protein of 117 amino acids. NCBI's taxonomy places the organism in Eukaryota, Viridiplantae, Streptophyta, Magnoliopsida, Fagales, Fagaceae. The record is from RefSeq and is a predicted model, not a curated record. The transcript has 2 exons.
UCCUAAAAUCUUUGAGUGUGAUUUCUAAAUAGCGUUUUGUCAAGAAAAAUGAAUCCGAAGGCUCUUAUAUUCUUAGCUCUUCUAUUUGCGUCUGUUCUUCUUAUCUCCUCAGCCGUGGCUACUGAGACAUCUAAUGAUGAGGAAAAACAAGAGUCAGAGCCUGUAGAAGACGCAAAGUAUGGUGGUUACGGAGGAGGGUAUGGCGGUGGACAUGGUGGGCAUGGUGGUGGUGGACGUGGAGGGUAUGGUGGUGGUGGACAUGGAGGGUAUGGCGGUGGACAUGGAGGAUAUGGAGGAGGCCGUGGUGGAGGAGGCCAUGGAGGCCGUGGUGGAGGAGGCCAUGGAGGCCGUGGUGGAGGAGGCCACGGAGGCCGUGGAGGUGGCGGCCCAGAUGGAAACUGAAGCCAAGCCCUAGAGAACUAGAGUGGAAAAAAGUAUUAUGCAUGUAUUUGUCUGAAUAAUGUAGAAUGUAAGCUUUGAAGUAUGAGAAAAUAUAAAUAAGCAUGCAUGCAUGUGCUUUUUUUGGUUAAACUAGUAUUCUGAACUUUUCCACAGUAUCACCCUCAAAAAAAAAAAAAAAAAAAAAA